Molecule: messenger RNA, 2962 nt
Organism: Culicoides brevitarsis
Lineage: Eukaryota; Metazoa; Arthropoda; Insecta; Diptera; Ceratopogonidae
Gene: Dgk
Product: diacylglycerol kinase 1
Biological process (GO): lipid phosphorylation; diacylglycerol metabolic process; intracellular signal transduction
Cellular component (GO): plasma membrane
Molecular function (GO): ATP-dependent diacylglycerol kinase activity; calcium ion binding
Source: RefSeq, a predicted model, not a curated record
AAAAAAAAUCGUAGAGAAAUAUUUAUCGCUUUACAUUUAAUUGUAUGUUGUGGCAAAACGUAUCAAAAACAUGACAACACAACGGUGGGAGAAAUUGUCACCGACCGAGUUUCAGCAAUUACAGGACUUGGCAUCAUAUUCAACGCGAAAACUACAAGAUGUCCUGAAUGAAUUUUGCGCGCCAACAUCUUCGCAUAAAUUCAAUCCAGAUGGGGAAAUUGAUUACGAGAGUUUUCGUCGCUUCCUCGAUGCCUUUCUCGACUAUGAGACGCCGGAGGAUUUGUCCAAACACCUUUUCAUAUCAUUCCUCAGUCCGCAGAUCACACAACUGGAACAACAAGGUAAAAUUUUCAACCAAAUGGCUGCAAUUAGCACUCAAGCUGCUUGUGCACCAGUAACAUCGCAUAGUAGAGGAUCAAUACCUAACCUCAAUAGUCUAGUUGACGUUGUUCCGCCGCCAUUGAGCUCCCUAAGUGAACCGAGACAGAGCUUUGUAGAUAAAAUUUCGCACGGUCUCACAGAUACACUCCAAUCACUUAGUAGCCAUUUAGGGCAUGAAUCUGGCGAAAAUAAACAAGGAAAAUCGGGAACAGUUCAUCCCAUGGUCACUGUUACCCCAUCUCCGAUGGCAGGACCAGCAAUUCUUCAGCCUGGAUGUCGUCGAUCUGCAGAUUCGAGUCCCUCGCAUUCACAUUCUCAUUCGCAUUCGCAAAUGUCGAGGAAUUCGUCGCGGAAGAGCAAUAACUCGGUGAAUUGUAAAAUUGAUGAUUCGAAACUACUUCCACGGAAAUUUUCGUACUUGGAUCCGUUAACGUUGAAAGUAUCGCUGAAGGAUGUUGUCUGUUAUUUAUCGUUAUUGGAAGCAGGUCGACCCGAAGAUAAGUUGGAAUUCAUGUUCCGGUUAUACGACACGGAUGGCAACGGGGUACUUGAUACGACAGAAACGGAUGCAAUUGUCAACCAGAUGAUGUCAGUGGCAGAAUAUUUGGGAUGGGAUGUAUCGGAAUUGAGACCGAUAUUACAAGACAUGAUGACAGAAAUAGAUUAUGACGGUGAUGGUUGUGUAAGCUUAGAUGAAUGGCAGCGGGGUGGCUUAACAACCAUUCCUCUUCUCGUGUUAUUGGGUGUCGACAACACGUUAAAGGAGGAAGGUAUUCACGUAUGGCGAUUAAAGCACUUUAAAAAGCCCGCAUAUUGUAAUAUGUGCUUGAACAUGCUUGUUGGAUUAGGCAAAAAGGGUCUCUGUUGUGUUCUUUGCAAAUACACCGUGCACGAGCGCUGCGUUCAACGUUGCAUGGCCUCGUGCAUCACGACGUAUUCGAAGAAGAAGACAAAAGGUACGCCGACGUUUCAGCAUCACUGGACAGAGGGUAAUUGUUAUGGUCGUUGUUCAAAGUGCCGUAAACGAAUAAAGGCAUAUCACGGGAUAACCGGAUUAACAUGUCGUUGGUGCAGAAUGACGCUACACAAUCGGUGCGCAUCAACGGUGAAAGCUGAGUGUACUUUGGGUGCAUUUGCCAACUUAAUAUUGCCGCCAACGGCAAUUUGUCCCACAGUUUUGGAUCGUCAACGUUCCGUCGGCAAUGCAUCAAUACGGAGCAAAGUAAAUUUUUCAUUUUUUGAAUUUUCAUUCUUUAAUUUUUUUUCUUUUCGUCAAAAACAGAGCAGCAAUGCGCCUCAAGCGAUGCAUUUUCAAAUUACGCCGCCGCCAAACAGCAGUCCCUUGUUGGUUUUUGUCAAUCCCAAAUCCGGCGGUCGGCAAGGCGAUCGAAUUUUGCGAAAAUUUCAAUAUUUACUCAAUCCGAGGCAAGUUUACGAUUUGUCGAAGGGCGGUCCGCUCGAAGGUCUCAACAUGUUUAAGGAUGUGCCGAAUUUCAAGGUAAUUUGUUGCGGCGGCGACGGCACCGUUGGAUGGAUACUCGAGACAAUGGAUACAAUUGAAAUGGCAUCGCAACCGGCAAUCGGUGUAAUUCCAUUGGGAACAGGCAACGAUUUGGCACGUUGUUUGCGUUGGGGCGGCGGAUACGAAGGCGAGAGCAUACCAAAGCUUCUGGAGAAAAUUACACGAGCGAGCACCGUUAUGAUGGACCGCUGGAGCAUAGAAGUGAAGAAUAAUCCGCAACAAGAUCAACCGCCACACCCCAAACCAAAAACUAUUUCGGAUUUUACUGUGCCGUAUAAUAUCAUUAAUAAUUAUUUUUCUGUUGGAGUGGACGCUGCUAUUUGUGUAAAAUUCCAUCUGGAACGUGAAAAAAAUCCCCACAAAUUUAACAGCAGAAUGAAGAAUAAAUUAUGGUACUUUGAGUACGCCACAUCAGAAACAUUUGCUGCAUCAUGCAAAAAUUUACAUGAAUUUUUAGAGAUUGAGUGCGACGGCGUUUCGCUUGACAUGGCAAACGGUCCUCAGUUGCAAGGCAUUGCGCUGCUUAACAUUCCCUACACUCACGGAGGCUCCAAUCUCUGGGGUGAGCAUUUAUCGCAUAAACGUCUCCGAAAAGGACCUUUUAAGAAGGUGAAAAAGUUGCGAGGAUCGGAUAAGGAAUUGUCGGCAACGAGUUUUAAUUCUGUGGAUUUAUCAAUUGCUAUUCAAGACAUCGGCGACAAUCGCAUCGAAGUCAUAGGCCUCGAAAACUGCUUACACAUGGGUCAAGUGAGAACAGGCCUUCGAGCAUCAGGACGUCGUUUAGCGCAAUGUAGCGAAAUAAAAAUAACAACGAAGAAGACAUUUCCCAUGCAAAUUGACGGAGAACCUUGGAUGCAAGGACCGUGCACUAUCCACAUUACUCACAAAAAUCAAGUUCCUAUGUUGAUUGCCCCGCGUUCCGAGAAAGGAAAGGGAUUCUUUAGUUUCCUAAAAAGAUGACUAGGACGGAACAAGAGUUAUUCCGACGACGUUCCUAACGAAUAAUUCUUGCGCGAAAACUAUCAGUCAUCAACUUUUUAUGACAAAAAGAGGCCAAAU